AAAUCAAGAGUCGGAUGCUUAACUGACUGAGCCACCCAGGCACCCCUUUGAUAUUCCUUUUUAAAUCAUAUUUUGUUCUGGACGUUGCUGUUACUACCUUGAGCAACAGCUAUAUUUUGCUGACCUUGACCUGUUUUGCAAUCCCACAGGAAGGUACAAUGGCUCAGCUACUCCUUCUUCCUUCUUCUGCCCUUCUAUAAUAAUAAAAAUAAAAUGUUUUAUUAUUUCCUUCUUGGAAGGGCACACAUCCUUGGUUGUUUAUGGAGUUCUCCCAGCUGGGCAUGACCCUCUGGGGGAGAAAGUAUUUGAACAGAAGCAGAGGGGAACUCUGGCAGAUGUUUCUAAGUCACAGCUGUGGCUUUCUGUGGGGCGUGGAGGGGGGCAAGGCGAGGGCACCUUUGAAGAGAGGGAACACAGCUCCAUUUGGUUUUCCUGAGCACGCUCCAGCUAGAAUGCUUGCCCUGAGCUCUGCCAGCUGGGUGGCCACCGUGGCCAGGCUGGGGGCCAGAAGCCAGGAGGCCCGUGUGGAGGUCCGGCUGGCUAUGGCGGGGGCUGGUUCUUGCACACGGAGGCCACCUCUAAGGCCUGGGCUCUGCCCCAGCUCCUUUGCACCUCCUGUGAUCUCAGGCCUGGGGCUGGGCGGGACCGGGGACUGUCAAGAAGCUCUCGUGCCUUGCAGCUACCUGGUGAUGCCCUUCAUGCAGACAGACCUGCAGAAGAUCAUGGGGAUGGAGUUCAGUGAGGACAAGAUCCAGUACCUGGUGUAUCAGAUGCUCAAGGGUCUUAAGUACAUCCACUCAGCUGGGGUCGUCCACAGGGACCUGAAGCCGGGCAACCUGGCCGUAAACGAGGACUGUGAGCUGAAGAUCUUGGAUUUUGGGCUGGCCCGGCACGCAGAUGCUGAGAUGACCGGCUAUGUGGUGACCCGCUGGUACCGGGCCCCUGAGGUGAUCCUCAGCUGGAUGCACUACAACCAGACUGUGGACAUCUGGUCUGUGGGCUGUAUCAUGGCAGAGAUGCUGACCGGGAAAACUCUGUUCAAGGGGAAAGAUUACCUGGACCAGCUGUCCCAGAUCCUGAAAGUGACCGGGGUGCCGGGUGCAGAGUUUGUGCAGAAGUUGAAUGACAAAGCAGCCAAAUCCUACAUCCAGUCCCUGCCACAGAGCCCCAAGAAGGAUUUCUCUCAGCUCUUCCCACGGGCCAGCCCCCAGGCCACAGACCUGCUAGAGAAGAUGUUGGAGCUGGACGUGGACAAGCGUCUGACGGCCUCGCAGGCCCUCGCCCACCCCUUCUUUGAACCCUUCCGAGACCCAGAGGAGGAGACAGAGGCCCCGCAGCCAUUUGAUGACUCCUUAGAACAUGAGAAACUCACAGUGGAUGAAUGGAAGCAGCACAUCUACAAGGAGAUUGUGAACUUCAGCCCCAUUGCCCGGAAGGACUCACGGCGCCGGUGUGGCAUGAAGCUGCAGUGACCUGCCCAGCCUCACCCUUAGCUGAGCCCAGGGACCACCACCCGGCACCACCUGCCAGACACUGCCCCUGGGACCGAUGUCUGUUUGUCACUACUACAGUUUCAGCUCUUCUUGGAUUAUAGCCUUCCAGGCGGAGGACACAGGGCCCUUGUCCUUGUGGUAGGAAACAGGCCUAGUACGUGCAGAAUUCAGGGAUGUUGGCUGGGAGAAAACAGCUCUGAUCACAACCAGCCACAUUAAAAUGCCGGUCUGGAGAGUC
Messenger RNA from Lynx canadensis (Canada lynx), 1731 nucleotides. It is a transcript of the gene MAPK13, whose product is annotated as mitogen-activated protein kinase 13. The transcript has 9 exons. Gene Ontology annotation, cellular component: nucleus; cytoplasm. Gene Ontology annotation, molecular function: MAP kinase activity; ATP binding. The coding region runs from base 261 to 1472 and encodes 403 amino acids. Gene Ontology annotation, biological process: MAPK cascade; protein phosphorylation. Lineage: Eukaryota; Metazoa; Chordata; Mammalia; Carnivora; Felidae. The record is from RefSeq and is a predicted model, not a curated record.